AGCUGGAUAUGGCUUAUUAUGAUUCCAAGGCUGAGCUGGAUUAUUAUUCGAUGGAUGGAGAAGGAGAGGUGGAAAAUCCCUCCCACAUCAAGCUGGAGUUUGUCUAUGAUCCCAACUUCAAAAACAAUGUCAACUAUUCCUACACGGCUGUUCAGAUUCCAACGGAUAUUUAUAAAGGAGCCCCAGUCAUUCUGAACGAGUUGAACUGGACGCAGGCGCUGGAGAAAGUCUUCAUGGAGAACAGUCGGGAGGAUCCGUCAUUGCUGUGGCAGGCGUUUGGGAGUGCGACGGGAGUCACCCGCUACUAUCCAGCAACGCCUUGGAAGGCCCCUGAUAAGAUCGACCUGUAUGAUGUCAGGAGGAGGCCCUGGUACAUCCAGGGAGCCUCAUCCCCAAAAGAUAUGGUCAUUCUUGUUGAUGUGAGCGGCAGUGUCAGUGGACUCACCCUGAAACUGAUCAAAGCAUCAGUGAUGGAAAUGCUGGACACUUUGUCUGAUGAUGACUAUGUCAACGUGGCCCGGUUCAACGAGAAGGCCGAGGCUGUUGUUCCUUGUUUCAAACAUCUUGUCCAGGCUAACGUGCGCAACAAAAAGAUCUUCAAGGACGCGGUGCAGCAGAUGCAGGCGAAAGGCACCACCGACUACAAGUCUGGAUUUCAUUUUGCCUUCAACCAACUGUUAAAUAAGACAAAUGUCCCCAGGGCUAACUGCAAUAAAAUAAUCAUGCUGUUUACUGAUGGAGGAGAAGACAGAGCUCAGGACGUCUUCAUGCAAUACAACUGGCCCAAUAAAACAGUUCGAGUAUUCACCUUUUCUGUGGGUCAACACAACUAUGAUGUCACACCCUUGCAAUGGAUUGCAUGUACCAAUAAAGGUUACUAUUUUGAGAUCCGUUCCAUCUGUGCUAUAAGGAUUAACACCCAGGAGUACCUGGACGUGCUGGGACGUCCCAUGGUUCUGGCAGGCAGCGAUGCCAAACAGGUCCAGUGGACCAAUGUGUAUCAGGAUGCAUUGGGUCUUGGAAUGGUAGUGACCGGGACUUUGCCUGUAUUUAAUCUCACUGUGGAUGGAAACUCACAGAAUCAGCUGAUAUUGGGCGUCAUGGGAGUUGACGUGCAUCUCGAUGAGAUAAAGCGUCUGACACCACGGUACAAUCUCGGAGCCAAUGGAUACAUAUUUGCCAUUGAUCCAAACGGAUAUCUUCUCCUACAUCCUAAUCUCCAGCCAAAGCUCGUGAACCUCCCUGAACCUGUGACGCUGGACUUCCUGGAUGCAGAGGUGGAGGACAGCAAUAAAGAGGAGAUCCGCAGACAAAUGAUUGAUGGAAGACCAGGUGAAAUGCAGGUCAAAACACUCAUCAAGUCCAUUGACGAGCAAUACAUUGAUGAGGUGUUCAGGGGUUACACCUGGACUCCGAUCAACGGCACAGACUACAGUCUGGGUUUGGUACUACCCCCGUACAACGAAUACUACAUCCAGGCAGACCUGAGUGAUGUGAUGCUGCAGCUCCAGUACAUGCAGUCUCUGCUGCCCAGCUCCUUUGAAUUAUCAGGUCAUGUGUUUCUGGCUCCAAGGGAAUACUGCAAGCGUCUGCACAUCUCUGACAACAACACCCAGUUUUUGCAGAACUUCCUUUCACUCAUGUUGGACAUGUCUCCAGAAUCUGAUGAGUGUGACCAAGGCCUCAUUCACAACCUGAUUCUGGAUUCUAGGAUUAUCGGGCAGCUGGCUUCUCGUGUGUGGAAGAACAAGGACCUGAAUUCGUACGGCUUCCUGGCGGUGUUUGCGUCUACAGAUGGAGGAAUAACACGGGUUUUCCCCAACAUAGCUGCUGAACUGUGGGAGGAAGAUCCUGAACCCUUUAAUUCAAAUUACUACAGACGAAGCCUGGACAACAGAGGAUACAUGUUCCGAGCUCCACUCAGAUCCUCCAUGGACGACCCUGUAGGUGCAGAAAAUGGUACGGUUGGAAUCCUAGUGAGUUCAGCAGUAGAGGUGAAUCUAGGAGGCAAACUUCUCAAACCUGCAGUGGUUGGAGUGAAGCUGGACUUGGAAGCGUGGGUCGACAAGUUUAAGAUCCUUGCCAGCAACGUGUCGGACAGUCGACAGGGCUCACACAAGUGUGGACCAUCCAGAAGUUGUGAGAUGGACUGUGAAGUCAACACUGAUGACCUCCUCUGUUAUCUCAUUGAUGAUGGAGGCUUCCUGGUUAUGUCCAACCAGAGAGAUCACUGGAAAAAGAUUGGACUUUUCUUCGGCGACGUGGACCCUUAUCUGAUGCAUGCGCUCUACAACAACUCAAUUUUCAGCCGUCGUCAGUCUUUUCACUACCAGUCUGCGUGUGAACCUGUCAGCAGCAGCCACACUGGUGCAGCACCCAGAGGCAUCUUUGUGCCGUCCGUUGCUGACAUGCUCAGCCUGGCCUGGUGGACGUCUACUGUGGCAUGGUCUGUGCUCCAGCAACUACUGUAUGGACUGGCCUAUAACAGCUGGCUCUAUCAAGACAAUGUCCUCACUGAAGGCUUUGAGACCAGAGAAAGCAGCUGCGUCACCAUCCAAAGCCAGUUUUACUUUACAAACACCACCAACUCCUACAACGUGCUGCAGGACUGUGGAAACUGCUCACGUCUGUUCCAUGCAAAACGGAUAGAAAACACCAACCUGCUGUUCGUCGUUGCUGAGACACUGCCCUGCAGCUCCUGCGAGAUAGAGAGGCUGACCCAGGUCAGGACAGAGUUUCAGGAGGAGAAUCCAUGUGAAGUACUGAGUAACGCACGGUAUCGUAAAGGCCCGGCUUCCUGCUUUGACUACAGUGCCUUAGAAAACACGUCAGAGUGUGGACGGGGUCAUUCUCUGCAGUCCUCCAUAGGAGUCCUUCUCUUUAUUCAGCUUCUCCUGCCUCUCUUUCAUCUCUGACACGUGCAAACGCCCGGACAUCUUUCAUCUCUUUGGGUUAAGGCUCAGAUCUACUGAAGGUCACAUCAAGUGCAAAACUCUCAUUUGAUCUACGAGCACAGUGGUAAAAAGAAAAAAAAAAACCUGGAUCAGCGCUUUGUGUUUUUUGCCUUAUUGCUUAUAUGCAUUUGUUGGUGUUUUGGGGCUUAAGUGCAAAAUAUAGGUACAGAAUGUUGGAUGUGCAUGCUACAUAGGUCAGGACAUGCAUGACAUUUUUUGGACGCAAGCUCAGCCACAUUAACGGUCUAACAAACAGUCAGGGAGGCACCUGAAAUGUACUUUUUAACAGUUCAGUGAAUAAAAAAUAAACCAACCAGCAGGAACAGACGUUAAAUACAGUGAAGAUCUAAAAACUUAGUUAGACUAGUUUCGUUUAUGUGUGGUUAAAAUACUCUAUCGUAGGAAUACACUCUAGUAAAGUGCAGGUUUAUAUUUACUAAAGAAAAAGUUUCAAGAAUUGGCAACAAAAUGAACUUCAAUGAUCAAACACAUCACAUGACAGCAGAAAGCCCCCAUCAGUGUUAUGUUAUCUCAUGAUUACUGCUGCAUUAACAUGUACACAGCAUGUUACUGUUGUAACUCCCUAAUCCUCACUUCCGAUUAGUUUGACCGUAACAAUCCACAGUAUCAUGGUAAAAUCUGUAAAAUGAGAAGUUGUAACUAGAACUAACUACUCACCACUAACUAUAACAGAUUCAUGAAGUGGAGUAAAAGGUGCAGUACUUUGUAUUUUCUUCAGUAGUAUUAAAGGGGCUCUCCGCAGUUUCCUUGUAAACAAAGCUUCAGUUUGCAUUCAUGGAUCACAUCAAGGACCCACUUAAAAACAUUGCUCAAUAGCUCCACAAGUGGUCAGAAACUCCACAUGGUACCUUUAAGUAGCAUAGAAUAGAAAUAUUUAAAGGUAGUUUUGAGUUUUUAGAUCUUUCAUUGUAUUUUAUUGUUGACCCACUCUGACCUCACUGUUAUUAAUAUGAUUUCUUUGUAGGUAUGGAUUUACAGUUUCCAUACAGCACUACUCCUGAGUGAAUUCAGCCUCGACAUUGACAAAACUGACAGUUUUACACUGUGCACACUACACACUACAGCAUGGUCAUGUAAAUAAAUAAACAGAAUCAGCUGCUGGUUGAGCUUCAUGGUUCAAACUCACACCUGAAAUUAGCUCAGACGCUGCUUAUUGUAACUUUUGCUUUUGUAGUUUUAAAAUUAAUUUUCAAAUUUCUUUUUUCCUUUUGCAUGUUCGGUCCUGCUAAAUGUCUUUUCUCCUGCACUUCUAGUGGUUACAUGUAACAUAUACAUUUAUAGAUCUGGGCCUUAACCUCACAUUCACUUCAGUGUCUUUCAGUCCACCUCUGAUCUUUGCCAAGACAGUCUCAGUAUUUUAAAUUGUAUCAUACAUGACAUGACCCAGAAUGAUUUCCUGCUGCCAUCUCAAGUAUGUUGAAUCUUUAAGUCGGUCAGAUUCCUGACAGAUGGAUUAUAAGAACCCUUUUUCCCUGAAGUAAUUUUCCUAAAGCACUUUGACUCAUUUGACAACAGAUGAGGAAGCUAGUAUGAUGAGAAAUACCAGUGUUAGACCUCCAGCAAGAUUUUGUGACUUUUCAUAACAUCAGUGAUGAAACAGACGUGUAGUUUCAUUGUGAUACGAGGAUUGUUCCAGUCACGCUUUGUUUUGUUGAAAUGCUUCCACAGAUACUUGGUAUGAUCUUGAAGUGCUUCCAGUCAAACAAGAUGUAAAAUCAAACAACAGACGACCAAAAGAAAAAAACCAAAAUCAUCAAACAUGAAUUCAUUUUGUUAAGUUGCCCAUCUUCAUUUGAUUAUAAGAUUUAGGAACACUGCACAGUGUUUAGUGCAAUAAGGCUGUUGGACAAAUGAAUGGGGUUAGAGUUACAUUUUAUCAGUAAUAUUUGGUUCAUGAUGAAAUGAGGAGAACUUCUCAUGCAGUGUUAUCUGUCGUCCUGCAGCACAGAAUGUGUGGACAGUCUGUGGCCAACACGUUUUCAAACGUAUUUCCUUCGUUGUUUGAUUAGUGGGAAGCUCUUUGUCUCUGUUUUUGUAUCUUGUGUCAUCACUAUUUGUCAAAUCUGAAUUUAUGCACUUAUGUAUGCUUCUGUAUGGGGAAUGUAGCUUUCAGUGUUAUCGGUAUAUUAUUAGUGUUUGAUGCUUUUUGACGCUCUGUUAAGAUUUCCCUGAUGUCUCACUGAAAGUGAUGGUUCUCUGUGGUACAAUAUUUUCGUUUUAUCGUGCGUACUAAUGUAAUUUUAGGGGUUAAAACUCUUUUUCAUGUAAGUCAAUAUUGCCUCUUUAUAACCAGAAUUCUUAUUCUUAUUUAUAUUAUACCAUACGAAAAUAAAUAUACACAUAUAUAAAUAUGAAUUUAAAUGCCCAUUAGUUAUCUAAUUGAUCCACAGUUAGUUGUUUUCUCAGUAAAAUGUCGAACAACGAAAAUGCUCUUCACAUUUUAUUUAUCAUAUAUUUUGCCAAAAACAUAAAAAUGUGAUAAAAACCAGAGAAAACAAUGACUAUUAAAAUCAUUUAUUGCUUAAUUUGACAAAGAAGGCUACGGCCAAAUUGAUGUUAAAGCACUUAGGACAAAAAAAAUUCUCAUCUUAAAAUUAUAACUGCUCCUUCAUCGUCAUCCAAAAAUCAUGAUUAUGCAAAUAGUUUUUACUUAAAACGUUUAAAUACUGGACGCAGGAUGUGUCCUACCUUAAGCCUCAUGAACACACACUGUACGAGUGGACUUCAGAGUAAAGUUGAAUAUUGGACAACGACAGGCUGCAAACUUGUUGUGAUGUCCCCAAUCAACGAUUUUAAGUUUGAUUUAAGAAGAAAUACAUUUUCUCUCUUCAAAAACUGUUUGAAAUGUAAAACGAUUGUGUCAAACGCUGAGCAUACGUGAUUCUUCACAGAGAAAAUCAAAGAUCCGGGUGACGUAACAAAAAGCAAAAUAUAUUUUUGAGCGUAGAAAACUUUAAGUAACCUUAAAAGUGACAAAGACUGACAGUAGAGACUUUUUAACCUCUCAGUGUGUCAGUGUUUGAUUCACAAUCGGUGUUACGCAUGAUAAAAUCCUGAAAAUACUUUCCCACAGCGACUUCACAGACUCUGGUUACUGAGUUACUGCGUUAUGGUAAUGAAAAAAAAGAAGAAGCUUUUUUGACAAAAUAUUUGUACAAUGCUGCCCCCCCCCCCCCCGUCUGCCUGGUGUUCCACCCUGCAGUGCCUUGUUGCACUCGUUUUGGAUGGCAGGAACAUUUUUGAUCUAUUGGCUGUGGACGUUCAUCCUGCAGGACACGUGAAAGAUAUCCAAGGGUUGCAGGGAUUCAACUCUAAACACACUUCUUGGCCACGCAGCGAAUAUACAGAGAUGCUCUGUGUGAAUUUGUGAAAGACUUUGAAAGAGCAGAACUGAAGAGUGUUGAGCAGCUGGCCUCCCCUCUCCUGCCUUCUCACGGACAGAACAAACCCUGCAGCCCUACUGCUACGAUUCGUUCCUCUCUGCGCUGUGGUACAGCCCCGAAUCAAAGCACAGACACUGACCAUUUUCAUAGAUUUCUACUUCGUCCCAUCUGCACACUGUAUAUUCUCUAUCUGAAGCCUGCGGGGAAACGAGAAAUUUCCCUCUGGGACUGAUUGAAGCGAGUGAAUGUUUAUGUACAGAACGCCUACUGUUGUGAAUCUCAGCUGGACCCGAGCAUGGCGGGGACCUGGAGAAGCAGAAUUAAAGCUCAACACUGUUGGGAGACCUCAGUCAAAACAAAGCUUUCAGACCUGCAGUCUUUACAUCAGGUCAUAUUAUGUUGAAGGAAAGACAUUUUGCUGAACUCUUUGCAGCCUACACUGUAUUGCUACUGUUGAGGUCAGUGUUGUAGUUCCGUUCUAAAUUAGCAGUAUUUAUUUGCAUGAUAUUUUUGAGCAGAUUUGUGUACAUAGCCUGGUGGACAUUCCGUCCUCAUCCAGCUCUCCAGCACCGUGGAUGGAGAAGUGACGGCGUCCUCUGUGGCGUUUCCGCGGUGACGUUGAGGCCUCGAAGCUCUUUGCCGCGUGUAAACGAAAGAAGCUGAAAGUUUGACUUCAGUGAAGCCUACAAUAACUGUCAGUGUUUGCAAUUUAGGUGUUUUAUCAGAAGUAAAAGCACAGAGACAUUUGGAGUUAAGAGCAACAACCUGCCUGAUGAAACUUUUGUUGUUUAUUCAUGAGAAAUGUCUCCUAGUGACAUAAAAAUGCUGAUAAUGGUUUGUGCAUUUAAAGGCUGUGUAACAACCAAACAAGGCGGAGGCAUGUGGGGGAAUGCCCCUUUAUUGAUGAACUUUAUUUAUGAAAUAGAUUUUAAGUGUUGCUUAUUUGAUUUAUUCAUGUAUUCUUUAUUUGUUGAUUUUUUGGGUGAAUAAUAUUUGUAUUGAACAGGAAGGAGCUGAAUGUGAUUGAAGCUUGCGUGGGCACAAUAAGCAAUUUACAAGAAAAUCUUGCAAAACAGAAAAAUAGCGAUAUUUACUGUACGUCCAUGUCCCUUUCUUUCUUGUAUCAAAAGAUAAGAAUGUUAAAGUUUUUUGCUGUAACUUUGCUUUUCGUUUUUGCCGACGUCGUCAUUUACUCGGGACAGUUUCCUCUCUUUGUGCCAGUCUCCAGCGCCACCUCAUUUUUGUACAGACAGUGUGAAGCAGUCAGCAGAAGAUGGAGGUUAACUUUGUAAUAAUUUUGUCAGUCACAUUACA
This is a messenger RNA of Paralichthys olivaceus (Japanese flounder), 7672 nucleotides long. The record is from RefSeq and is a predicted model, not a curated record. NCBI's taxonomy places the organism in Eukaryota, Metazoa, Chordata, Actinopteri, Pleuronectiformes, Paralichthyidae.